AUGGCGUGGGGCAUGCUGGGGGGGGGGGGAGGGGGAGCAGGAGGAGCGGGCGCAGGGCGAGGGGGAGGCGGCGGCGCAGCAGGGGCAGCAGCAGUUCCGCCGCCGCCGCCCGCGCCUCCCGCAGCUGGCGGAAAGGACAGCGGAGGCCGCGCGGAUUCCUCAGGGCGGUGGCGGCAGGGGGAGGCGGACGGCUGCAGCAAGUCGUCCAGUAGCGGGAGCGGACUGGUUUCCCCCGAUUUGAGCACCACGGGGGGAAGCAGCAGCGAGGAGAGGUCGUCCGCGGGCGGGGGGGAGCACGAGGCGGAGUGUAACGGUAACGGGGUUCUCCAUACGGAGGAUAGGCGGAGCGAAGAGUCUUCCUCUUCCGAGCAAGGGGCGGAGGGGGAAAAAGCGGGGGAGGCAGACGCGGAGAGGGCGGAGAGAGGCGGGAGUCCGGGGAAGGCUGCGGGGGAGGGGGGCGCAGGUGGGGCGGGAGGCGGGGGGAGCGUGUGGUCGGUGCGCAGUGCCAAUGUGUCAUUUGCUGCGGUUUUGCUGGGGAAGGCGGAGGAAGGCGCGGCUGCUGGGGGAAGUCCUGAAGGCGCGGAGGGCACAGCGGGAGUGCCCUCAGGGGGAGGCGCGGGAGAGAUUGGCGGAGGGGCAGGGGGAGUUGCAGGCGGAGCAGGCGCAGCAGGGGUGGCGGAGGCGAGCAAGGAAGAACCCCGCUCUGACUCAGCUAGCGCUUCUGCUAGCACUGACGCACCGGCUUCUGUGGCAGGAGCAACAGCACCAGCGCCAGGGGAAACCCGCUCGAGUAGCCCUCCAAAAGAGGGUAAACCAGCGGCUAAAGCCCCGAGUGCGAGCGGGGAGAAGGCUGGGGACGAGGAGGAGGAGGGGUGGAUUAAAGUGUCUAGCGGAACCAAGGAGAAGGCGCAAGGGCGGGGCGGAGCAGGGGGAGCGGCGGGAGCUGCUGCGGGGGCGGGCGGAAGGGGGGGGCGGAGGGCGACUGGGGAGGAGAAACCCGCGGGUGUGUGGGUGAAGAGGGGGGCGCCUGCUGCAGGAGGGGGCAAGGAAGGCAAGGGCGGGGGAAAGAAGGGGGCGGGCAAAGGGGCGGAUAGGACCGCAGGGGGUGCACCUAUUGCUGGUGUGGGGGCUGCUGCUGGUGCAACGGGUGGUGCUACAGGCGGUGCUGCGUCUACCACGGCUGUAGCAGCCCGCGCUGGUGGGGAGGACGGGCAGGCAGCAGGUGCCUCUACCGGCGCUGGCGCUGGCGCUGCUACAGCCGCGAACGACGCAGCUGCUGCUGCUACAGCCGCGGAUGGGAAACCGCUGGCAGCGGCACCACAGGCGGCGAGGUCUCGGCGCCCGGCGUGGCAGGGGAACGACGCGGCCAUACUGAAGCGUCUGGGCGACAGUGGGGCGGGGCAGGGAAGUGCAGGGCAGGCAGGCGGUGGCUCUGGGUCAGCUGAAGGGAGAAGCCAGAAGCACCAGGGGUCGCAGUCUCAUGGCGCUGGUGGUGGUUCUACCAGUGGGAAGCAGGACGGGCAGAGGCAGCAGCAGGGGCAGCAGGGCAGGGGUGGGAAGCAGGCUGGUGCGGGUGCGGGUGCAGGGGAGAAGGGAAAGGAUGGGAGGAAGGGGGGAAGUGGGCGGCACGAUGGGGCUGCAGAAGGGAGUGCUGCUGCUGAGAGUGGUAAGGCAGGGGAUAAGGAAGAGGGGGUGGAGAAGGAAGGUGGGUGUGAGAAACCCGGGGAGGGUGGGACGGCGGGACAGAAGGGGAAGACCCAGGGGGGUGAGAGUGAGGGUGGUGCUAGGAAGAACAGUGGUGGUGGAGCGGGGACAAGAGGGGCGCCUGCGCCUGGGGGAAGCAGCGCUGCUGCUGGCGCUGGGGGGGGCAGAGGAGGCGGGUAUCGGCACGGGGGAGCAGCAGCUGCUGCUGGGGCAGCAGGAACAGGGGCAGGGGCAGCAGCGGGGGUGAGGCAGGCUGGAGGUGGCGUUGUUGCUGGUGCCUCUGCAGCUGCUGCGGCGGCGGCGGCUGCAGCAGCUUCUUUGAGCGGCGUUGGUUCCGCUGCAGCUGUGGCUGGUGCUGCUGGUGCUGCUGGUGCUGCUGGUGCUGCUGCUCCUGCAGCAGCAGGGCAAGGACGUGGCGUUAUUCCUGCAGCAGCAGCAGCAGCACCAGCAGCAGCAGCAUCCGUUAUUCCAGGCCCCCCUUUCCACACAGGAGCUGCAGGUGUCCUCCCUGGGGCCGCUCCUCCCUCCUCUCUCUACCACCCUCUCCCCUUCACUCCACUCACUCACGCCGCAGGCCAAACCCCCCUCCACCCGCACGCCAACCCCCACGCCCACCCCCGCGCCCACCCCCACCCGCACCCACUCCCGCACCUGCAUCCGCGCAUGCUAGCCGUGCCGAUUGCAGGGUUCCCCGCGUUCCCAGUGCCGCCAGCUGCACUGCUGCAAAACGCGGCGGCGCUGCACGGGGAGGUGCUGGCGUAUGCAGAGGAGGUGCGGCCGCCCAGGGAGGCGCGGGUCAGCGCGGAGCAGGCAGUGGCGUGUGUCAGGCGGACGGUCAGGUCGCUUUGGGAAGGAGCUGACGUUGAGGUGUUUGGUUCAUUUGCCACUGGCCUUGCCCUCGCUCACAGCGACGUUGACGUGGCAGUGAUUAACGCACCUCCUCCACCCGCUGACCUACCAGAGCUUGCGACCCUGUCAGGUGCGCGCAUCAGUGCGCCGCUCAUCCGGCAGCUAGCAGCUGCGCUGAAGAAGCAGCCGUGGUGUGAGAGCCUGCACACCAUUGAAACCGCCCGCAUCCCCGUCAUCAAACUCAAGUGCCGCCCGCUGCCGCCCGCUGCUGCUGAAGGAGCAGAGGAAGAGAAGGAGAAGGCCCCGUCGUCGACUCCUGAGCGGGGUGCUGGGUCUGCAGGUUCCACAGAGGGGAGCGGUGGGGGGUCGGUGGGAGAGAGCGAAGCAGGAGAGGCAAACGGCACAGCGGCGGCAGCAGCAGGCUCGGCAGCAGCAGGUUCGGCGCUGAAGCCGUCUGCUUCGGCGUCGGACCUGGUGGGGCCGAGCGUGCAGGGAGUGGUUCGGAUGGACAUCACAUUCUCCCUGUCGCGCCCCAGGGGCAUGGAGGUGGGGGAUGCUGCCAGCAGGGUGCUGGCUGGGAAGCUGGACGAGGCGGCUGCGGCUCACAACGGGUCGGCCGCCAGGGAGCUUGUGAUUGAACGCCUCAGGAAGAUGCCCGCCCUCGCCCCCCUGGUGCUGCUGAUGAAGUCCUACUUGCAUCACCGAGGACUGAAGGACGUCUACACUGGCGGGCUCGGCUCCUUCUCUCUGACCAUGAUGCUCGUGUUUUACCUCGAGAGAGCCCCUGUGGCAUGUGGCAUGGCGCCCCCUCCUGCUACUCCUGCUCCUGCUGAGGCAGCAGCCAAGUCACCAGGAUCCAAGUCUGCAGAUUCCAAGGUUGAGCAAGGCACUGGUGAUGCUGCUGCUGCUGUUUCAGCGGAAAAUGCGACUGCUUCAGAUAGUGUUACCACCGCCGCAGCUGCUGCUUUGGGCAGCGAUGAUGCCACUACUACUGCUGCUGCUGGUGAUGGUGCUGCCGGGUCUUCAGAUGCUGAUGCUGCAGCUGCCACAGAGGAGAAACCAUCAGCUGCCGAGAAUAGCAGCAGCAGUGGCAGCAGCAAGGCGGGUGAUGUGGCGGCAGUGACUGCUGCGGAUGGGCCUGUAAAGGGGGUGGUUGUGGACGACUUGCCAGGCUCGGCGCAGUCCGUACCUGUGCCGAACCUGGGAGUGCUGCUUAUCGGCUUCCUGCAUCUGUUUGGUCAGGAGAUCGACCUUUCUCGCGUGCGCCUCAUUCUCAGGGGUCUGAACGGCAUGCCGGGCGGCGUGUUCUGGAGGGACCCCUCCAUGCCGCCGGCUGCUCUCUGGAUUGACGAUCCGCUCCGCCCCGGCGCUAACAUCGGCUCCGGCUCGUUUGCUAUGUGGCACGUGCAGGCGGCCAUGCGGGAAAUGCUCCACGUCAUCUCCAAGCCAGUCGCUUCCCCGUCCACCACUGCUGCUGCCGCUCCAUCCCCACCAGCUGCUCUCCUUUCACACUCCCCGCCCAAGUCCCCACCCGCUGCUCCUGCUGCUGAUGGCAGUGCAGCAGCAGCAGAAACAACCCCCUCCUCCUCACCACUACCUGCUGCCCUCGCUGCUGCUGAUUCCACCCCUGCCGACGCUGCCACCACUGCUCCCACACCCGCUGCUGCUGCUGCUACUCCCCGUGUCUCCACCCCCUCCUCCAGCCCGCUCCUCUCGUCCGCAUCUCCCCUGCUCGCCUCCCCAUCCCGCCCCUCGCCCUCUCUCCUGGAACUCGCCUUCUCCACCCGCCUGCCCAUCACCCAGUCGCUCAAACCUGCCGAACUUGCAUUCCAUGCCUUGUCUGUCACUGCUCCUCCUCCUGCUCCUGCUGUUGCUCCUGCUCCUCUCUCUUCUGCUUCUGCUGCCUCUCUGUCUGUCGCUGCUGCGCCUUAUGUCUCGGCACCUGUUCCUGCUGCUGCAGCCGUCGCCGCGGCAGAGUAA
Messenger RNA from Closterium sp. Naga37s-1, 4533 nucleotides. NCBI's taxonomy places the organism in Eukaryota, Viridiplantae, Streptophyta, Zygnematophyceae, Desmidiales, Closteriaceae. The record is from the annotation of a GenBank genome assembly.